Molecule: messenger RNA, 3252 nt
Organism: Penicillium antarcticum
Lineage: Eukaryota; Fungi; Ascomycota; Eurotiomycetes; Eurotiales; Aspergillaceae
Gene: niiA
Product: nitrite reductase niiA
Exons: 8
Coding region: 1-3252 (1083 amino acids)
Molecular function (GO): 2 iron, 2 sulfur cluster binding; flavin adenine dinucleotide binding; nitrite reductase [NAD(P)H] activity
Source: RefSeq, a predicted model, not a curated record
AUGCCUGUACUCGACGGGCUACGGCAUGGCGAGCCGGUUGACGGUAGUCCUAGUCCAGCACACAAUGUUCCUCGAGAGAAGAUUGUUGUUGUUGGACUGGGCAUGGUUGCCAUCUCAUUCAUUGAGAAAGUCAUCAAACAAGACACAGAUCGGAAAUAUGAUAUUGUCGUCAUUGGCGAAGAGUCCCACGUAGCAUACAACCGCGUGGGACUUUCGACAUUCUUCGAACAUCGUAAAAUCGAAGAUCUAUACCUCAAUCCGAAGGAAUGGUACGGCUCAUUCAAAGAACGGGCAUUCGACCAUCACCUAAACACAAGAGUCACCGAAAUAAACCCCACAAACAAGACAGUCCACACAUCAAUAGGUGACACAAUAUCCUAUGAUAUCCUCGUCCUAGCAACAGGAUCCGACGCAACCCUUCCCACACGAACAACGGGCCAUGAUGCCAAUGGCGUCUUUGUCUACCGUACGAUCUCAGACCUGGAACGGCUGAUUGACUUCGCUUCCAAGCAUAAAGGCGAAACGGCCGUUACGGUCGGUGGCGGUCUCCUCGGACUUGAAGCCGCCAAGGCCAUGACUGAUCUGGAAGAUUUUGGGAAUGUCAAGUUGAUCGAUCGGAAUAAAUGGGUUUUGGCGCGACAGCUUGAUGGUGAUGCAGGGUCGCUGGUCACACGCAAAAUCCGGGAAUUGGGACUUGAUGUUCUUCACGAGAAGCGGGUGAAGGUUGUUCACACCGAUGACGGAAAUAAUGUUAUAGGGAUUACCUUUGAGGAUGGUGAGAAGAUUGAUUGUUGCUGUAUCUGCUUUGCGAUCGGUGUUCAGCCCCGAGACGAACUGGGUCGUGACAUUGGCAUCCAGUGCGGCGAACGUGGAGGUUUUGUGAUUGAUGAGAGUCUGCAGACAUCCACCUCAGACAUCUAUGCCGUCGGUGAAUGUGCAAGCUGGGAGAACCAGACAUUCGGAAUCAUUGCGCCCGGAAUUGAAAUGGCAGAUGUUCUCGCCUUCAAUCUCACAAACCCCCAAAAGGCCCGGAAGAGCUUCACCCGACCAGAUCUCAGUACCAAGUUGAAACUGCUCGGAGUCGACGUCGCCAGCUUCGGUGAUUUCUUCGCUGACAGGGAUGGACCAAAAUUCCUGCCUGGUCGUCGGCCAUCGGCUGUUCCGGGCUUUGAUGAACCUUUGCGUGAUGAGCCUGUCAAGGCUUUGACAUACAAAGAUCCAUUCGCUGGUGUAUACAAGAAGUAUCUGUUCACCAUGGACGGCAAGUUCUUGCUGGGUGGCAUGAUGAUCGGAGAUACCAAGGACUAUUUAAAGUUGAACCAGAUGGUGAAGCUCCAGAAAGAGCUCGAGGUCCCACCGAGUCAGUUCAUCCUUGGUGCUCAGAGCGGUGGUGAGGAAAAUGCAGAUGACCUUGACGAUAGCACGCAGAUCUGUUCUUGCCACAAUGUUACCAAAGGCGACGUGGUUGAGAAUGUAAAGAACGGCACCUGCACAUCCAUCGCGCAGGUCAAGUCUUGCACCAAGGCUGGUACAGGAUGUGGUGGUUGUAUGCCGCUGGUCCAGUCAAUCUUUAACAAGACCAUGCUGGACAUGGGACAAGAGGUUUCCAAUAAUCUGUGCUCACACAUUCCCUAUUCCCGAGCCGAUCUAUACAAUAUCAUAGCAAUCAGGCAACUAAAGACAUUCGUCGAUGUAAUGAAAGAGGUCGGAAAGAACCCAGAUUCUCUUGGCUGUGAGCUCUGCAAGCCCGCAAUCGGAUCGAUUCUGUCCAGUCUGUUCAAUCCUCACGUCAUGGACAAGGGCUACAAUGAUCUGCAAGACACCAACGACAAAUUCCUUGCCAACAUCCAGAGAAACGGCACAUUCUCGGUGGUACCCCGUGUCCCCGGCGGAGAGAUUACAGCCGAUAAACUCAUUGCCAUAGGAUCUGUGGCCAAGAAAUAUGGACUCUAUUGCAAGAUCACUGGAGCUCAACGUAUCGAUAUGUUUGGAGCAAAGAAGUCGGAUCUUCUGAAUAUCUGGUCAGAACUUGUGGACGCUGGUAUGGAGAGUGGUCAUGCCUAUGCGAAGGCCCUGAGAGCAAUCAAGAGUUGUGUCGGAACCACAUGGUGUCGCUUUGGUGUCGGUGACAGUGUCGGUAUGGCGAUUCGCCUGGAAGAGCGAUACAAAAGUAUUCGUGCCCCACACAAGUUCAAAGGCGCCGUAUCUGGCUGCGUAAGAGAGUGUGCAGAGGCUCAGAACAAGGAUUUCGGUCUCAUCGCUACCGAAAGGGGCUUCAACAUCUUCGUCGGAGGUAAUGGAGGCGCAAAGCCCAGACACGCCGAGCUUCUCGUGACAGACGUACCACCGGAAAUGGUGAUGCCCAUAAUUGACCGCUACCUCAUCUUCUACAUUCGCACCGCCGACAAACUCCAGCGGACAGCCCGAUGGAUCGAGAAUCUUCCUGGCGGAAUCCACUACCUGAAAGAAGUCAUCGUCGAGGACAAACUCGGUAUCUGCGCCGACAUGGAGCGACAGAUGCACGAACUCGUCGACAGCUACUUUUGCGAAUGGACCGAAACAGUCAAAGACCCAAAGCGUCGCAAACUCUUCCAGCAAUUCGCAAACACAGACGAAACCGUCGACACAGUCGAGGUUGUCCAAGAAAGAUCCCAGCAGCGCCCAACAUACUGGCCCAAGGACUCCACAGAACAACAGGAUUUCAAAGGCCACCAGUGGUCAAGUACAUCCUGGCAACCAGUUGUUCGCGCAGACCACUUCUCCGACGAGCCGCCGCAGGUUUCCUCGGCUAAUAUCAAGCGCGGAGAUACCCAACUUGCCGUCUUCAAGAUCAAGGGCAAGUACUAUGCAACUCAACAGAUGUGUCCUCACAAGCGAGCUUUUGUUCUCUCUGAUGGUCUUGUCGGCGACGAUGAUGCCGGUAAGUACUGGGUCUCGUGUCCGUAUCACAAGCGGAACUUCGACCUCAAUGGCGAGCAGGCCGGUAGGUGCUCUAAUGAUGAGAGUAUGAAUAUUGCUACGUUCCCUGUUGAGGAGAGGGAUGAUGGUUGGGUUUAUAUGAAGCUCCCGCCGAUUGAGGAGUUAGAUGGAGUUCUUGGAACGGAUAAGUGGAAGGUCCGAAAGAAUGAGAGCGAGGAUCCGUUCCAUAAGUUUGAUAAGAAGUUCAAGGGGAUGAAGGGAAAGAAAGCCUCCGAUGGCGACAUUGUCUCUCGGGCGCCAGCUGUGCAGCCGGCGAAGUCUAUUGAUUGGUAG